Cottoperca gobio is the source of this 4701-nucleotide messenger RNA. Its product is annotated as serine/threonine-protein kinase N2-like. Gene Ontology annotation, molecular function: protein serine/threonine kinase activity; ATP binding. Gene Ontology annotation, biological process: protein phosphorylation. Bases 495 to 2849 code for a protein of 784 amino acids. NCBI's taxonomy places the organism in Eukaryota, Metazoa, Chordata, Actinopteri, Perciformes, Bovichtidae. The transcript is spliced from 20 exons. The record is from RefSeq and is a predicted model, not a curated record.
CAGCAGCAGCAGCAGUGCUGGCACCGGAGAGGAACUCAGCCGUCCCCCUGCAGAAAGAAGCCCCCUCUAAAGGAGACAGAGAGAGAGAGAGAGAGAGAGAGAGAGAGAGAGAGAGAGAGAGAGAGAGAGAGAGAGAGAGAGAGAGAGAGAGAGAGAGAGAGAGAGAGAGAGAGAGAGAGAGAGAGAGAGAGGGAUUUGUUAAUAGAGCAGAGGAGGAUGAGGAAGCAGUGGGAAGGGGAUGUUGCAGGGGAGGCUGCACAGAGGCAAAAACAAACAGGACAGGCUGUGUGAUGCAGGUCUCAAGAUGUAGGAGCCGCAUCAGAAGAGCUCUCAGUCAGAGUGUGUGUGAACGCACCAUAACAACAGAGGACUUGUGUUUCAAGGAUAGUGAAGGUGGAGAGGCGCAACCUGAGAAGUCCUCCCCUCCACCUCCACAGAGGAUGACAAAUUAGUCCUUAUUCAGCAAGGAGCGAGAGCAUCACCCUGAGGAUCAGAUGUUGUCCACAGCUCAGCAGAUGCUGCAGGAUAGCCGCUCCAAGAUCGAGCUGAUCCGACUGCAGAUUAUCAAAGUCACCCAGGCUGGCAGCAGCAGUGGCGGCGGAGGAGUUGACAGUGAUGGUGGUGGAAACCCCACUCAUGGAGGGAUCUCUCCGUUCUCCGUCAGUGCUGUGGAUGCUCGUUUGGCGGAGUUGCAGCACUACAUGCAGAGAGAGACAGAUGCGUUGGUGCUGGCCAAAGAUGUAGUGAAGCAGCUGGAGGGAAUCUCAUCGCUGGACCAGAAUGCACUGGCUGAGGCUCAGUCCCGGGUGCAGGAGUCCUCCCAGAAGCUAGACCUUCUGCGGCUGUCUCUGGAGAAAUGCAUGAAGCAAAAGAACCAGGAGCCUCUACAGGAGCCUGCAGGGGGGGGCGACCCUUCAGAGGGACCACCUUCUCCACAAGACUCCAGACCUGGAUGUCCCCUGUCUACCUCCCCGUCCAUCUUCUCUAUCAGACCUGCCUCUUUAACUGGCAAACUUGAAAUCAGACUUCUUGGAUGUGAAGAUUUACUGAAACCUCGGACAAACCCAGAGCAGGAAGACCACCUGAGUCCCACUGAGGACAGUUCAAGUGCUCUCAGGACGGAGGGACACCCUGUGGAGAUCAGCGCGGUGCUCAGGCUGGACACCAGAGUGGUCGGGCAGACGUGCUGGGCAGCCGUCAGCAGGCGGAACUGGGAUCAGUCGUUCUGCAUCCAGCUGGAGAGGUCUCGAGAGCUGGAGGUUGCUGUCUUCUGGCGGGACCGGAGGUCCAUGUGUGCAGUCAAGUUCCUGCGACUGGAGGAGACUAUGGACAACCCGAACGACAACCAGGAGUUAAGUCUGGAGCCACAGGGACUCCUCUGCGCAAAGCUUCACUUCAUCGACACUGUUGUCGAGCGGCAGCCGAAACUGAGACGUCAGCGAUGCAUCUUCACUAAAGAGAGAGGGAAGAACUUCCUCAGAGCGGCCCAGAUGAACAUGAAUUUUGCCACGUGGGGUCAUCUGAUGAUGAACAUCCUCCCCCGCUACAGCUCCUUCACCACAUUCAGCUCGUCCCUCUCCACGCCCCCCGACCUGGUGGCCGACAACACCCCACGUCCAACUGACAGGGAGCCUCAAUCCCCCACUCCACUGCCAAGCGAAGCUCCAGAAAUCCGACUCAGACUCGCUGAGGAUCAACCGUCUCCCACCAGCCUCGAGCUGGGAGACGACACACCCACCAUCAUCACCACAGCACACAAUACUUCAUCUGUGCCUGCAUCGCAAGAAAGACUGUCAUCCAUAAACAACACAGAAGGAAGCGAAGAUCAGCCUGUAUCUGCUCUAAAGAUGCAGAUGGAGGAUUUCAAAUAUUUUUCCGUUCUGGGCAGAGGACACUUUGGGAAGGUUUUGCUGGCAGAGUUUAAGAAGACAGGAAAACUGUACGCCAUCAAAGCCUUGAAGAAAAGAGACAUUGUGACUCGAGAUGAAGUGGACAGCCUUAUGAGCGAGAAGAGGAUCUUUGAGAUGAUCAACGCAUCCAGACAUCCGUUCCUGGUGAACCUCCACGGCUGCUUCCAGACCAGCGACCACGUCUGCUUCGUCAUGGAGUAUUUACCAGGUGGCGAUCUCAUGAUCCACAUCCACAACGACGUCUUCACCGAGGCCCAGACCAGGUUUUAUUCAGCAUGUGUCCUGCUGGGUUUAGAGUUUCUGCAUCUCAAUAAAAUCAUUUAUCGAGAUCUGAAGCUGGACAACUUGUUAAUGGAUGCGGAUGGAUUUGUAAAAAUCACAGACUUUGGACUUUGUAAAGAAGGGAUGGGUCACGGAGAUCGGACCUCGACUUUCUGUGGGACUCCCGAAUUUUUGGCUCCCGAGGUUCUGACAGACGACAACUACACCCGAGCGGUGGACUGGUGGGGGAUGGGCGUCCUCAUCUUUGAGAUGCUCGUGGGAGAGUCUCCGUUCCCUGGCGAGGAUGAGGAGGAGGUGUUCGACAGCAUCGUCAAUGAUGAUGUGCAGUAUCCAGGCUCUCUUCCUCCUGAUGCCGUCUGCAUCAUCCAGAAGCUGCUGAAGAGGAAUCCUCUGAAAAGACUCGGAGCCGGAGAGAGAGACGCAAACGAGGUCAAAGGGGAGAAAUUCUUCGAGACCAUCGACUGGGAAGCCCUACUGGCGAAGACAGCAAAGCCGCCAUUCCUGCCGUCGAUCAAAGAGUCGAUGGACGUCGGAAACUUUGACAGCGAGUUCACUCGACUCCAGCCAAUCCUGUCGCCUCCCUCCAAACCCUUCAUCCUCUCCGCCGAGCAGCAGGAAGCCUUCGCAGACUUCGACUUCUGCGCCUUGCACGGAUGAAAGACGAGCUGAAAGGAUCAGGGUGGGAAAAGGAUUACAUUUAGUCUGUGGCUAGGAAGCUCAGUCACCUUAGAGAAGUUACUGAUUAUCAUCUAAAUAUACAUUAUAGCACCAAAAGUAAAAGUACUCUUGAUGCAAAAUGGCUAAUUUUAUCUUAUUGGAUUUUAGUUUUCAUCACUUAUCGAUACAACAAUUAUUCAAUCGAAAGAAAAAUAAUCGUCAACUAGUUUGAUAAUCGAUUAAGGUAGUUUUUCAUGCAGAAUGCUGUUUUCAGCCUCUCAAAUAUGGAGAUUUCCUUCUUUUCUCUAUUUUAAAUUAUAUUAAAGUGAAUAAUUUUGUGUUUUGGACUGAUAAAACAAGACAUCACCUUAGACUUUGAGCAACUGGAAUGGACAUUGUUCACUAUUUUCUGACAUUUUAUAGACCAAACGAUUUAUCAAUUAAUCUAGAAAAUAAUUGCUAAAUUAUUCAAUAAUGACUAGUUGCAGCACUAAUCACUUUAAUGUUGCAAGUUGGUAAAGAUGGAGCCAAUUUGAACUACUUUAUAUUAUGCUGGGAAGCCUAACUUAUAAUUAUACAUCAUAAUUUAUUAGUUGAUUUAUAUUUUGUAUUAAUAAUCUGAAUCUGCAAAGUUAUUUAGGGUGAUAUAUACAUGUAGUGGAGUAAAAAGUACAAGGUAGCAUAACAUGUAAAUACUGAAGUUAAGUAGGGCUACCUCGAAAGGACCUUAAAUAAAGUUACCCACCCUGGUCUGGAUAGCACCAAGUGAAUGAACACCUUGGAUAUAAACUGCAGCUCAAACAUUUCCGAACAGGAACUUUACAUACGAUGCCAUGGCUGAUUGUGUUGACUGUUCUCACCGCCAUCCAAUCGACAGCCAAUCGUUGAUCAAAUAAAACAGGCAGCAUCUUUUGUUUUUUUGUUUUUAACAGAGCAAAAGAAAGUGAUUAUAACCCUUUAUAUUCUCUGAGGAGAGUCGAUCUUUGUUCUGACUGUUCCAGCAGUAAUAAUAAUAACUCACCUGCUCCUGCUAUAAAGAGUUUAUUUAUGAGAUCUGGUCAGGUGAAAUGUUGUACAAAACAGAUACAGGAUGCUUGAAGAGUUUAUAAUAUCACCACCACAUAUUUAUUCCUUUUUAUAGUUUAGUUGCAAUACUCCAACGUUGGAUAAUUUGCUCUGUAUCUGGAAAGAUACAGGGGGUUUAUAAAAUAGUACAAACAAAACAUUAAAUUACAGUAGCCGUGCAGUAUAUUUAGAUUUUUGUUAAGAGAGGUGUUGAGUCAAUUUGUUGUUCUUUUUGAUAUUGAAAUGUGUUAAGACAUAUCACUUCUUUCAAUCAGUACUUCUGAGCCCAACGGACAUGUGACCAUUGUUCAUCGCAAGUUCAGUGUUCCUCAGUUUGACGUCUUCCUUAUUUAAGCCACUUUUCCUCUUGCUACACUACAUAAUUGUGCAUCUGAUGCACCAGUAGUUUAGGCAGUGACUGCCUGGACUCUAUAACGGUCUGUAAGCUGCCUUAUGUUGCCUCAUAAAUGUAUAAAAUGAUGAUUGUCAUACCUCUCUGAAAGAUAACACAUAAUGUAUACUGACUUGUAUUCACUUGUGUAGCAAUGUUGGCUGCCUCAGUUGCUGGUGCAUCAGUUAUGUUAUGUGGUAAGAAGAAAUGUCUCACAAAUCACGACAACAUAAUAUUACAUAGGAAAACUACAACUCUGACUGAAAGACACUUGAUGGACAAUGUUCUUAAUAACACUACAAUAGAUUCAAAUCGAUAGCGUGAAAACACCUCUGAUAAUGUUAACAAAAAAUGUAUAUUUAUUUGCUUCACCAAAUUAAAAUGUAGCCUACUGCA